AUGCAGUACAAAGUCCUCAUCGCUGCCUCCCUCGCCCUUGGCGUCUCCGCUGCCCCGAGCCCGCAGAUCACCGCGGCUCCCAAGAAGCUCGCAGCUCGCGCCAGCCUUCCGGCCUCGUCAGGUACCUCCAAGCUGUCCGCCGUCCAGACCAUCGCAGCAGGCGAGUCUUACGAUGGCGGCAUGUAUAUGAUCGACCGUGGUGUAUCCUGCACCUCCGGCGAGGGUGGCGGUAGCGAUGCUGUCUUCCUUCUUGAGGAGGGUGCUUCUCUUUCCAAUGUCAUCAUCGGACCUAACCAGAUUGAGGGUGUUCACUGCAACGGCGCUUGCACGCUCACCAACGUCUGGUGGUCGGCAGUCUGCGAGGAUGCCUUCAGCAUCAAAGAGCAGAGUAGCGGUGCCACAACUUACGUCAAGGGCGGUGGUGCCUUUGGCGCCUCGGACAAGGUGGUGCAGCACAACGGCGCCGGCACCGUGUCCAUCAGCGACUUCACCGUCGACGAUUUUGGCAAGCUGUACCGCAGCUGUGGAAACUGCGAUACCAUGCACGAGCGCCAUGUCAUCAUGAGCGGCAUCACUGCCUCGUCCGGCUCGCAGCUUGCCGGCAUCAACUCCAACUACGGCGACUCCGCAACCCUCAGCGACAUCACCGCCAGCAACGUCGACGACAUCUGUGUCACGUACACCGGCACCGACAACAAUGACGAGGAGCCUGUGAAGAACGGCUCCGGCCCCGACGGCACCUACUGCAUCUACGACGAGAGCGACGUCACUCAGUCCUAG
Messenger RNA from Neoarthrinium moseri, 780 nucleotides. RefSeq lists its product as uncharacterized. The record is from RefSeq and is a predicted model, not a curated record. The transcript has 2 exons. Gene Ontology annotation, biological process: pectin catabolic process. NCBI's taxonomy places the organism in Eukaryota, Fungi, Ascomycota, Sordariomycetes, Amphisphaeriales, Apiosporaceae. Gene Ontology annotation, cellular component: extracellular region. The coding region runs from base 1 to 780 and encodes 259 amino acids. Gene Ontology annotation, molecular function: pectate lyase activity.